Drosophila miranda is the source of this 637-nucleotide messenger RNA. Its product is annotated as probable salivary secreted peptide. The transcript is spliced from 2 exons. Lineage: Eukaryota; Metazoa; Arthropoda; Insecta; Diptera; Drosophilidae. The record is from RefSeq and is a predicted model, not a curated record. Bases 2 to 364 code for a protein of 120 amino acids.
UAUGAGGGCUUACAUAUUUCUGGUGCUAAUAUCCGUGACAGCCCCCUGCCAAGCGGCGGGACGGGGUCCCAGCCAUAGUGUCACAUGGGGAUCACGCUCCUUCCGGGACAUGCAUCUGCGGCGCGAUAUCAUCACCGAGAAGUCCUCAUUUUUGAGAGUUGUCACAAGGGAUUACAUCUUCAAUCAAAAUCCCAAACUGGCCCGAACCAUAACCCAAAUCGUGAUCACCGACCAGGUCCGCGACGGGCAGGGCGGCUAUGCCUAUCUGCAGGCAGGCGGCCCCCAGUCCACCUACGCGAAGAUCCACUUCAAGAGCCAGCGGAACAAGGGCUUCAGCUUCAUCGUGGAUAUCUACGGACUUUAAACCGCCAUUCAACGGAUACUUUUAAUUAUACACGCACUGUAGCCCCUUUCUGACAGUUCUGAUUGUUUGUUUAUGGCCUGUGAAUAUUUAUCCAACGGGUUUGUUUAGUCAGUGGAUGCACAUUCUUUUUGUAUGAGUAUGACCCACAUUUCAUGUCGGGCAAUCGUACAUUUACCAUGUGUACUCAACAUUUAAAUAUACAAUUUGCCAGAGUCAAAUGAACUGCAGUAAUUUGCAGUUGGAGAGCGAUAUAGAUAGAGAUAAAUUUGGUAA